Messenger RNA from Xenopus tropicalis (tropical clawed frog), 1333 nucleotides. RefSeq names its product LY6/PLAUR domain containing 3 (gene lypd3). Lineage: Eukaryota; Metazoa; Chordata; Amphibia; Anura; Pipidae. The transcript has 5 exons. The record is from RefSeq and is a predicted model, not a curated record. Gene Ontology annotation, cellular component: plasma membrane. The coding region runs from base 75 to 830 and encodes 251 amino acids.
UAAAACACUCUUUCUGCUGAUGUAAAUGAGAACAGACAAGCUUUGCUGGGAGUUAGUGAGAAGCAUUUCUACGGAUGGAGCGGAUCCCUCAGAGGACUUGCAGAAGAGCCAUGAUAGCCCUUGUCUGUUUGGUACUUGCGCCACUGAUACCAGGAGCCGAGGCGCAAACGUUAGAGUGCUACUCUUGCCUCGAUUAUAAUGACGGAAGCUGCUCACAGGACAAAGCGGCGAAGACCUCUUGUAAUCCGGAUCAAUACUGUACUGAGACCAACGCAACUCUAGAGACAAGUCAUAAUUACUCCUACCUGUUGGUGAAAGGCUGUGGCAACAGAAGCAUAGACGAUAUGUUGGAACAUGUCCCCUUCUAUGGGAUCAGCUUGCAUUUCCAUCUGUCACAGUGCAACAGUAGCCUGUGCAACAACCUCAACACGGAAAAGACUAUCUACCCAGAGAAGCCCACGCCUGAGCCUAACAAUGUGCAGUGCUACAGCUGUAUUGGGAACUCGGCCACGGAAUGUUCUUCAUCAAACGUUUCCAUUCUGAACUGCUAUGGCAAAUAUGGCUACUGUUUCGAUGGAAAUGUCAACUUAACUAUUGGUAACUAUACAGUGGUGAUACCAAUCAAGAGUUGCUCACUAAGACCUCGGUGCCCCAUCCAGACUUUUUCAUCUGACAAUCUAUCCCUUGAGAUUAAGGGUGCGUGCUGUGAAGGGAAUCUCUGCAACCAUGACCUCUCCAACAGGACCCAGUAUGUAGACUUGCCGCCCCUGGUUUUGCUCGAGGAUCUAACCAUCAAAGCAAACAGUUCUUCAAACAAUACAACAGUGUAAAUUCAGCUGGAGCAAACACAGGGGUGACCUCAAAGUCUAAAAUGAUUCUUGUUACAGACGCUACAAUAUCCUCACAUAUAAUAUAUAUAGGAAGGCCAAGCUAGCAAUGGAACAAGCUUGAUCAUUCGUCUCUUUAUAAUAUUCUUCUCUAUUCUGAUGACCAGUAAAGUUGCCUACAUUGUAUUCCUUCCUUAUGGAUGUAUGCACAGCUUUCUAUAGUGCUGACAAGGUUUGGGGUAUAAAGACAAUGUGGGGGUCCAUUAUGUACACAGUUGGGUUGCUAUACAACCUAUAGUUCUUCCACUAUUGUUCACCUAGAGCUGUCGUUGGGAGCUGGGACUUAUACUUCAACAACAACAGCUAAAGGCCAUAGAAUGGUCAACUACGACAUGAAGUUUUACUCUCAGCAUCUUGUGUUUCUGUUACCAAUUGGCCUUGCUGACUCCGCCUUACUCCAUUGUAGCCGUCACCUACAAAUCUUACUAAUAAAUUCUGUCACCACA